AUGGUCAGCUCCUGUUGUGGCUCUGUCUGCUCUGAGCAGAGCUGUGGCCAAGAGACCUGCUGCCGCCCCAGCUGCUGCAGGCCCCAGUGCUGCCAGUCCCUGUGCUGCCAGCCCACCUGCUGCCGCCCCAGCUGCUGUGUGUCCAGCUGUUGUAGGCCCCAGUGCUGCCAGCCCACCUGCUGCCGCCCCACCUGCUGUGUGUCCACCUGCUGUCGCCCUAGCUGCUGUGUGUCCAGCUGCUGCCGCCCCAGCUGCUGUGUGUCCAGCUGUUGUAGGCCCCAGUGCUGCCAGUCCCUGUGCUGCCAGCCCACCUGCUGCCGCCCCACCUGCUGUGUGUCCACCUGCUGUCGCCCUAGCUGCUGUCUCUCCAGCUGCUGCCGCCCCACCUGCUGUGUGUCCAGCUGUUGCAGGCCCCAGUGCUGCCAGUCUGUGUGCUGCCAGCCCACCUGCUGCCGCCCCAGCUGCUACCAGACCACCUGUUGCAGAACCCAGUACUUCCGACCCAGCUGCUGUGUGUCCAGCUGCUGCCGCCCCAGCUGUUGCCAGACCACCUGCUGCCGCCCAGUCUACUCUAGUGGUUCUUGCUGCUGA
Nycticebus coucang (slow loris) is the source of this 591-nucleotide messenger RNA. RefSeq names its product keratin-associated protein 4-2-like. The record is from RefSeq and is a predicted model, not a curated record. The transcript has a single exon. The coding region runs from base 1 to 591 and encodes 196 amino acids. Gene Ontology annotation, cellular component: keratin filament. NCBI's taxonomy places the organism in Eukaryota, Metazoa, Chordata, Mammalia, Primates, Lorisidae.